GGCGGGGUGAGUUUAGCUGUCCUCGGAGGGGUGUGUGAGAACUCGGCGACGAUCUGCAACAGCAAAGCGGGAAUAAGAGCAGCCGGCUGAUCUAAAUUUUUUUUUUGCAGCAUCUUGAGUACAAUGAGCCCGACGUCUAGUCUUCAGCACCCGCUGUGAUCCUUUCGCGUAUUUUUCUUCGUCACCCAACCGGAGCCAGACAGGCAGCGGGCCAUCCGGCGAAAGCAAGCCGGAAAUCGAUGCUCCUCGGCCCGCGUCCGUGCUUGUUUUGACCUGCUUGAAAAAGGAAUCCUGCAAGAAGGAUUUGCGGUCCGUCAAUGAGGAACUACCGGCUCAUCUUUUGUCACAACCUGAAGCAGCCAUAGAUGGUUAAGUGUUUCGCUGUCUAGGGAGGAGAGCAUAGGACACACUUUCACUGCUACACGACGUGAGGUCUGAGUGUGGUUGUGGUGAGGAGGGGGGACCAUGAGGAAGAGUGCGUCUUCGUUGCCAGGCAACGAGGGCGGGGGCCCAGCCGGCACCGUCCGUGUGUUUGGCGUGCCCUUGGAGGAGGUGACACGCACGCACACGCUCGGCGGUCUCGAGGUCCCAGCUCUUGUCAAGGACAUUGUGGAGUACAUUGAAGAGCAUGGUCAUCUGGAUUUGGAGGGUCUCUUCCUAGUCAAUGGCAACGCCGAGCGCGUGGGCUGGCUGCGGCGUCGCUAUGACAGCGGCGAGGAGGUGGCGCUUGACAAGGAGGCAGACCUGGCCUCGGCCGUCAGUCUGCUACGACUUUUCUUGCAGGAGCUCCCCGAGCCCGUCAUCCCGGCGCCCAUUCAGGGACCCAUUUUGCAGCUUCACCAAGAAUACAGCAGCGAAGACGAGCUGUGCCGUCACCUGAAGUUCCUGCUGCAGCAGCUUCCACAGCUCAACUACGGCCUGCUACGCUUCCUGUGCCGCUUCCUGGCCAGCGUGGCGGCGCUACAGCACAAGAGUUGGAACACCGGAGCUCUCGCCGCCGUCUUCGGGCCUGACAUCUUCCACCUGUCGACAGAAGGCGAGGACCUGCGUGAACAGGAGUCUGUUAGCCGAGUCCUGGCCGAGCUGCUGGACAACCAGGAGGGCCUGUUUGACUCUGAGGACGAUGAUGUCUCCACCACCAAUGACUACAGCUCCAUCAACGAACAGAUCACAGAACUGCUGGACGAUGACAAGUGUGAGGCAGAGUGCGAGGAGCUCCCCCAGGAUGGCGAAGAUUGCCCCACCUCCUCAAACUCACCGCAACGCACCUGCUACGACGACCCGGCCGACAGCUCCCAUCUCUCCCCUGUGCCCAUGUUGCCUGCUGACUCUGCAGAGAUCAUCGAACAAACCAUCAGGGCAGCGGUGGAGCAGCAUUUCUUGGAUCUUAAGUCCUCCAUUGACCAGGACCUUGGCAACUUUGACAGCCACCAAGGUGACACAGCGCAGCCUGCUGUUUGCCUUGGUGAGCACCAGAAAAAUACAGACCAGAAAGACACGCAGAAUGCACUGGGGCGCCUGGAGGAGGGUUCAGGAAUGGAGCUGGAUGCCGUCCGAGAUACCCAGAACAACAUCGGCGCUGCCAGUGCAGAUCAUCAGCCUGGUGAUGCCACACAUUGUGACUCUUCAUUCGACCAGAAUGCCAACACCAGCCAAAUGUUAAGCAGUGGCCACGCCCCGCACAUCCAGCUGUUCCCCGACCACCAAUGGGACGCACCACCUCUUCCUCAUCAUCAUCACCACCACCUCCACCUCCCUCUCAUAGAUUUCUCAUGUAUGCACCUGCAGAAAGAAGGCCAAGAUCCGGUUCCGGCCUUCAAGUCCUGGCAGGACGACAGCGAAAGCGGCGAGGCUCAGCUGUCCCCCCUGGCGGGACGUAUGGUUCCCCUCCCACUGCUGCCCCUGGAGGAGGAUGACGGAGAUGAGGGCGGUGGCGAGGGCGGGGGGGAGGACGCAUCGCCCUCGUCCUCCCGCUCGCACCCACACCUCCUGGCGCGCCGCUUCCUGGACUUCGGCGUGCACGGCGCACAGCGCUUCUUGCAGCAGGAUGCCGACGCCACCUCCCCCACCAAAGCACACAGGCCGAGGCGAGCGUCGUUCGGCUCCAAGGAGGCGCUGAGAGGAGGCGACUCAGUGACGCACCAGCUCACCAAGAAGCUUCAACACCUCAAGAAAAAGAUCAAACAGUUUGAGGAGCAGUUUGAGAAGGAGAAGAACUACAAGCCGUCUCACGGCGACAAGGCAGCUAACACCAAAGUCCUCAAGUGGAUGACUGACCUCACCAAGAUCCGACGGCAGAUCAAAGGACGCCAGCACCACCUUUUUCCCAGGAGCACGUUGAGGCACCAGACUGUGCUCCACUCACACAGGCGCCAUCCUGCGCCGCCCACCCUCACGCCCCCCUCACAUUGCGCACUCGCCCCCCACUCGGGCCCGUGUCACCUCAACGCCAAACAGCGCGCCGAGAGCGAGCUGGGCCCUCACACUCGCCCCCGCAGCAACACGCUGCCCAAGAGCUUCGGCUCCUCUCUGGAGCAGACGUCGACGCAGCAGGCCUCGGCGCCGCACCCCACCCGCGAGGAGACCAUGGAGCUCAUCCAGAGACGCGUGAGCGGCAAGCGGCAGGAGGACGGCUGGCCCGAUGACAUCAAGAAGAUGACAAAAGAACAACUGUCCUGCGAAAAGACCGUCCUCCAGAAGAACCUGCUGCACUACGAGGGCCUGCACGGGCGACCGGUGACUCGCGAGGAGCGCCUGGUGGUGAAGCCUCUCUACGAACGUUACCGUCUCAUCAAGCAGAUGCUCACCAGAGUCACCAUCACGCCCGUCACUGUGUCUCCUUCCAGUAAGAGGCGGAGCCAAAUCCUCCAACCAAUCAUAGAGGGAGAGACGGCUCACUUCUGGGAGGAGAUCAAAGAGGAGGAGGAAGGGGAGGAGCAAGCGGCAGGAGAAAAAGACGACGGCAAUGAGGAGGACAAGAAGAAAGAGGAGGAGGACUACAACGAGGAGGACGAAGAAGAAGAAGAGGAGGAGGAGGAAGAGGAAGGAGAGAGCAGCGGAGGAGAGAUGCAGAGUUCAGAGGUCAUCAUGGCCAUGGAGAUGAGCACCACCGCGGGGGGUUCCAUGAGGGCCAAGAUGGAGGAAGGCUCCGGGAAGAUGGCGCUCGACCUGAGACUGUCCAGCUCUAAUGCCUCGUCCAUGCCAGAGCUGCUGGAACAGCUGUGGAAAGCCAGAGCAGAGAAGAAGAAACUGAGGAAGACCAUCAGAGAAUUUGAGGAAGAAUUCUAUCAACGGAACGGCAGAAACGUGCAAAAGGAGGACCGCGAGCCCAUGCUGGACGAAUACCGAGCCUACAAGAGACUUAAGGCCAAACUGCGCCUUCUGGAGGUGCUCAUCAGCAAACAGGACUCUUCCAAAUCCAUAUAGGCGCUCGCGCGCACACACACACACACACACACACACACACACACUUCACACAGAAAAAAAAACUGAGCAAAAUUUGAUCGACAGCAACCUCGACCAAUCACUGCUCUCCCGCGUAGCAUCCAUUCAAUCCAAGCAGAGCUCAUUCAUCACUGGGGUCUCAAAGAGUUGUCGCUCUUGACGCCUUGGGUUUUUUUUUUAGUCGCCCUUUUAACACCAAAAGUUUAAUAUCGUUUCAUGUUUUGUUUUUUGGUGUCUGAAUUUAAAAA
Molecule: messenger RNA, 3692 nt
Organism: Hippocampus comes (tiger tail seahorse)
Lineage: Eukaryota; Metazoa; Chordata; Actinopteri; Syngnathiformes; Syngnathidae
Gene: fam13b
Product: family with sequence similarity 13 member B
Exons: 24
Coding region: 466-3426 (986 amino acids)
Biological process (GO): signal transduction
Source: RefSeq, a predicted model, not a curated record